AUGUGGCAAUUAGUAUUCCGUAAUGGUGCUCGCUUGUUAUUAGGCUCGACCGCUGCAGGAGCUACUGGUAUAACUUUUGCCAUGCAUUCGGACGAAGGCUUUAACCGAUCAUUGUAUUUCUGGCGCAAAGCUUUCCCCAUCUACCUCCAUUACCGAGCAGCUCAGCUGUAUAUGGAUCACCUUAAAUUACCUGAAGAAGAGCAGAAUAUCGAGUAUGAGAAGCUUCAUGAGAAAUAUGCACCUGAAGUAUUCGAUAUUGUAUUGGAACUCAAAGGAUUUUACGUCAAAUUGGCACAAACGGGCUCGACGAGACCUGAUGUACUGCCUAAACAGUAUCUGGACCGAGCAGCUAAACUCCAAGACGAUGCACCGUCAAAGCCUGUGGAGGAGAUUUGUGCCAUUAUUGAAAAAAGCUAUGGCAAACCGAUGGACCAAUUGUUUCAGUUCAUUGAUCCGAAGCCACUUGGAGCGGCGUCUAUUGGUCAAGCACAUCGAGCUGUGUUGCUUGAUGGACAAGAAGUGGCUGUGAAGGUGCAACAUCCAGACGCUGAGACUUUCUUCCGCUGGGAUAUCAAGACCAUCCAGGACUUUUGUCGGUACUUUCAACCAGUGCAUUUGCCGUUUCUUGUAGAGGUAGAGAAACAGUUUAUGACGGAGUUUAACUAUAUCGAAGAAGCCAAGAAUUUGGCUUUGGUGAAGAAAAACAUUGCUAAAAGUCCGUAUGCCAAGAAAGUGGCGAUCCCAGAACCAAAGCUAGAGCUCUGUACAAAGGAAGUACUGGUGAUGGAGUUUUUGAAAGGACGCAAGCUGUUGGAUGGUAUCCAAGAUCACUUUGAGGCCAUUGCAGCAGAUAAGGGAGUCACGGUGGAGUUUUUGAAACAAGAUCAGGAGCGGAAGGAUAAGGAGCGUGAAGCGCGUGGAUUGGAUAUUGAGACAGGACCGUCGUCGUCGCAGCUGCAUUUGUAUGGGCUGACACUCGGAGCGAAGCGUCUGGUAAGGCGUAUUGGGAGAGUUUCUUACGAUUACACGCUGGGAUUUAUCGCUCCGCAAAAGUGGAAACCACGAGAGGAUGAACAGCACCAAUUGUUAAACUUGCCUGAGAUUUUAAAGCUUGUGAUGGAUGUGCAUGGCUACGAGAUCUUCGUGAAUGGAUCAUUUAAUGGAGAUCCACACCCUGGGAACAUUCUGCUUCUCGAGGAUGGGCGCCUCGGUCUCAUCGAUUAUGGCCAGGUAAAACACAUCUCGAGAGAGCACAAGAUUCACCUUGCAAAGCUGAUCGUGGCGCUGGCUAGUGGCUCACGUGACGACAUCAUUGAUGUACUGACGAAGGAAAUGCGCAUUAAAACAACGAAUAUGGAUCCAUACUUCUUGGAAAAACAGGCCCGCCUGAUGAUUGACAAUGAUGACCGCACUGUCACGGAAGGCAUGAAUCCGCAGCUUUUUCUCGAGCACUUGCACAAGAUUGACCGAAUUGAGUACAUCCCGGAUGAGUACGUGAUGGCUUUUCGCUGCUCGUUGCUGCUGCGUGGCUUCAGUUAUCUCCUUCACUACAAGUUUUCUCACGCCAAAAGCUGGGAAGGUAUUGCUCGACAAGUUCUUGAUGAGGCAGAAGGUGCGAAUGGAAGUACUUCAAUGCAGGGCACUGCCGUUUAG
Molecule: messenger RNA, 1653 nt
Organism: Peronospora farinosa
Lineage: Eukaryota; Oomycota; Peronosporomycetes; Peronosporales; Peronosporaceae
Source: the annotation of a GenBank genome assembly